AUGCCGGGUACCGAGAGGGCCCACGCCCACGCCUAUGCCCAUGCCCAUGCCCAUGCCCACGCUCACAUAGCGGGCGCUGGCGCCGGCGCCCACGCUGGGAGCUACGACCUGUUACGGCGAGCCACGCAGGCCAUGAUGUCCAAGUAUGUGCGACCAGACUCUCUUUUCUCUUCUCUUCUUUUCUUUUCUUUUCUUUUCUUCCUGCUUGAUGUGUUGCUGGCUCAUGGAGUCGCGCUUGAGACAAAGUCCCUCGCCAAGGUAUUUUGCCCAAGUAUAUCCAUCCAUCUCUUCGCCCGGGGUGAGGUGGUGGCCAGUGCCAAACUUGUCUCCCUGUGUCUGAUUUAUUCCGAUCCGCCGCUGCACAAUAUGGCUGGCUGGGCAUUUUCUGUGGCCUUCCUGUGGCAUUCCUAUGGCCCUCGCCAUGGCAUUCGUGUCAAACUCGCACACUUGCACACGCAGGUCCGUCACGUCAGCCCCAAGCAGCUCCCGUUGGCUUCUGGAACUCUUCUUGACCGCCAAGUGGUGGCCUGUUGGUUUGGUUACGGUCCUCAAGUGGUGCUGAUGGUUAGGUAG
Molecule: messenger RNA, 573 nt
Organism: Ustilaginoidea virens
Lineage: Eukaryota; Fungi; Ascomycota; Sordariomycetes; Hypocreales; Clavicipitaceae
Exons: 1
Coding region: 1-573 (190 amino acids)
Source: RefSeq, a predicted model, not a curated record